AUGGCGGUGCGAAUUGUGACGCUAUCCCAGAAAGCUUUACGCGUUGUAAGAAAAUUAGGCACCAGUCCGUCAAACCGCGCUCGUCGUGAGAAUUUUUGGUGGUACUCAUGGUGUUUUGUCAAAAAUGCUGUUUUGUCAAGAGACAAAAUACCUACCUCCACAAAGUCCACAAAGACUAUAAAUAUUUUUGUAAAUAUAAUUUCAAUGAACUGACGAAAAAUUUAAAAUUAAUUAACUCAAACUGGAAAAUUUUGACCAGUUAAAUAAAUACAUUUACCCUUUCUAAAUUCUCACAACUUUCUAUUUGAAUAGGAAAUAAAUAGCUUUUAAGAUCUAAUUAUUUUGCUAUUUACUAGCUAUUUUAACAAUAGCUCUAAAAAUAAAAGUAAACAUAGUUUAAAAAUAGCUAUUUAAUAGCCAUUUUAAACAAAAAUUCGCCACAACUUUCUAUGAAUAGGAAUUAAAUAGCUAUUUAAGAUCUAUUUAUUUUGCUAUUUAAUAACUAUUCUAAGAAUGGCUCAAAAAAUUCAAAAAAUAAAAGCAAACAUAGUUUAAAAAUAGUUAUUUAAUAGCUAUUUGGAACAAAGUUCGCCACAACUUUCUAUGAAUAGGAAUUAAAUAUUUUCCUAUUUAAUAACUAUUUUAACAAUACUCAAUAAUAUCUCCAAAAAUAAAAGCAAACAUAGAAAUCUUAAAGUCAGACCUAGAUUUGUACGUUUGUGGUACAUACAUACCACCUGAAAAAUCAAAAUACUUCGAAAAUGAAAUAUUUGAAGAACUCGAAAAUGACAUAAUCCUUUUCUCAUCAAGAGGAAAUGUACUUCUUCUUGGUGAUCUAAAUGCUAGAAGAAGCAAACUUGAAGAUUUUGUUUCAAGUGAUGGAAGUGAUCACAUUCAAGACACUAGUGAUAACUCCUUCCAACCUCCAGAAAGACAAAACUUUGACUCCACAAUAAACAAUCUUGGCAAAAAAAUAAUUGAAAUUUGUAAAAGUACUGACAUGAGAAUUCUUAAUGGUCGGAUCAAUGGUGACUCUUUGGGAAGACCUACUUUUCACGGCAAUAACGGAACCAGCGUAGUUGAUUAUGUCAUAUGUAACCAACACUUAAUACCAAAAGUUAAACACCUAGUUGUUAAAUCACCUAACUACCUAUCUGACCAUAGCCAAGUUAUAACCUGGAUUAACUUAUACAAAAACACUAACACUGAUAAUAUUAAAACCUCACAACCCCCGAUAUCAAAACUACCUCUACAAUAUAUUUGGAACAAUGAGUCAAGCAAAAAUUUUAAGAAAGCUCUAAAAUCAGAGGAACUACAAGAAAAAUUAAGUUCAUUCCUUGAUAAUGACUUCUCUUCUGACAGAGAAAGUAUCAACAAAUGCGUCAAUGAAUUUCAAAACAUCAUUGAUCUUGCGUCUAAAAAAUCUCUUAAAAUUGAAAAGAAGAAAUUUAGACGAAAGAUUAAUAAUGUUGCAAACAAAAAAUGGUUUGACAAAGAGUGUAGAUUUAAAGACACCAGCUUAGAAAACUAG
Paramuricea clavata is the source of this 1531-nucleotide messenger RNA. The record is from the annotation of a GenBank genome assembly. NCBI's taxonomy places the organism in Eukaryota, Metazoa, Cnidaria, Anthozoa, Malacalcyonacea, Plexauridae.